AUGGCUCUCUCGUCGAAUUGCUGGAAAUAUCUCGUGCUGACCUUCAAUAUUUUGUUCGCGAUGUCAGCAUUGAUACUUUUCGGCGUGAGCGGAUUCCUUCUCUACCGGCUUUUCAUCUACCGGCACUUCAUAGGAGUCAAUGUAGAGUACCCGGCGAUAAUCCUGCUAAUGAUGGCCAUCAUAACAUGCUCCAUAGCCUGGAUAGGAUGGAGAACAGCAAAAUCUAUGCAUCAAAUUCACGUUAUAAUGGCGGGUCUUCUAAUAAUACUGGUAGUAGUAAUCGAGUUCUCAUGCUUCGUGUGGGCGAUGGUGGUGUGGGACAACAUAGAGAUAGACAUCAAGACGACCAUGACAUCCUAUUUCUUGCUUACAGGCGAGAACAAAGAGACUAACUCGGAUUCUGUCCGUUGGGACAGGUUACAUGUAAAGUUCGAGUGUUGCGGAGUGAGCGGCCCGAACGACUACAGCACGACCGGGCACGUCCCGUUCUCAUGCUGCGGCCAGGGCCCGCUCGACUCCAUACAGAAACCAUACACGUCGGACUGCUCCACUUUGUAUCAGAGGGGGUGUGGCAACUUAUUGCACAAAUAUGCCAAGGAACAACUACUGUGGAUUGCAAUGGCGGCAUUGACGGCUUCAAUAUUGCAGAGUACCGGCAUCUUCUGCACGUUCUUCCUCGCUCACGCGAUCAAACAACGUCGUAGAGCGUCUAUACGUCAUUCAGCUUCUAUACGAGAAGCUUUUUCUGCGGCUGAUGACACUUUACUUGCAGCACCCACUGCCCCUGCAUCUACCUUGCCAAAGUAU
Brenthis ino (lesser marbled fritillary) is the source of this 807-nucleotide messenger RNA. Lineage: Eukaryota; Metazoa; Arthropoda; Insecta; Lepidoptera; Nymphalidae. The record is from the annotation of a GenBank genome assembly.